This is a messenger RNA of Tribolium castaneum (red flour beetle), 2300 nucleotides long. RefSeq lists its product as uncharacterized. Lineage: Eukaryota; Metazoa; Arthropoda; Insecta; Coleoptera; Tenebrionidae. Gene Ontology annotation, cellular component: centriolar satellite; centriole. Gene Ontology annotation, biological process: cilium assembly; centriole elongation. The record is from RefSeq and is a predicted model, not a curated record. Bases 321 to 2285 code for a protein of 654 amino acids. The transcript has 7 exons.
CUGGAUUCUCGUGUUGCCAGUGAUUUACUAGGGAAUUAUCACUUCUUAACCCUUACUGUUCUGUGUAGGGAGUAAGAGGGGGUGUUUGUGUGUGGUUUUUUGGCCCAAAAAACGCCGAAUUAUCAUUAGAAUUAACUCUACGAUUGCACGGGAAUGCCCCUAUUGUUAUCGGGGGUUUGAAAAUAUCGGUUCAGUUGGGCUGUGGCCGACUUUAUUUCGGCAAAGAAUUCAUAGACGCAGUCACUAAUAACAAUAAAGAGAAUUCAGUGGCUUUAGGGAGCGACGAUUUGAGCAGUCCCGAGUGUAAUAUUCCCGAGACAAUGUUAGAUUUGUAUUCUCCAAAAACCACACAAAAAACAUUCGAGGCUUUUGUGCCGAAAUUGUUGCCUAAAAGUAACCGAAAGCCGAGUUCGGUUAACCGACAACCCGAUUCAGGGAAACCGAUUACUCGGGACCCAAAAUCAGCGAAAAAAUCUGACAAAAAAACAGAAUCGGUUCCUGAAAUAGUGCCAGAAAGGCCGGUUUUGUUCGGUUUUAUUUACGUUUCUGAGGCCCUUUUUAACCGAGAAGUGAUGAAUUCGUACUUGACUUGUCAUAUGUUUGCUUUGGACGAGGUUUCUAGCAGCAAAUUGGUGGCUUUUGAUUCGAAUCCAAUUUAUAAUUUUUCCCAGCAAAUUCCGCUGAUUCUUGAGGAGGAUUUUUUGCUCAAGUUGCGUGAGAAUUUCAUGGUCGUGGAAUUUUUUGAAAAAGGGCAAGGGAAGGAUUUUUUAAUCGGACUUGCGAAACUUCCUCUACACCAGUUUUAUCUGGCUUACAGGAAUUCGGUCAUUGUGAAGUAUUUAUCGGAAAGAAAACUUCCUGUAAUUGGAGCUGACGGUUGGGAGUCGGUGUUUAGCCCCAGCAAUGGUGAAGUGGUAGGUCAAGCGCAAAUCCUCCUCGCUCUAGGUACGAAAGAACAGAUCGAAAACCUCGAGAGUGAGCGAGGAUUUAGGAAAAACACAGUCAAGGCAAAAACUCCCGUUAGGAAAAAAAUUAAUGUAGCAACACAAUCCGAAAUGGAGCCCCAAAAAGACAAUGAACCGGUGGUUCCCACUCAAAAAACGAAUCCAGUAGUCGAAACGAGCACAAACACCGAACCGGAAAUGGAAGUCCGAAGUACUUCCGACCUACUCGAUACGUUACAAAAGGCCUUAUCCAUCGAUAACGUCAGAGAAAAAAAUUAUUUCCGAGCCCACAUUGCAAUAAACAGCGCUUUACAUUUGCCCAGUCGUCGAAAAUGCAAAUCGAAAAAAUCCAAAGGACGAAACGGCAAACACGAGGAUAUCCUACCGAGUACUUACGUCACAUUUGAGUGUUUUAAGGGCGAAUUGAAAAUGACUCAAAUCGUACCCAAAAAUACCUCACCCAAGUGGGACUUUAGCUGCGAUGUUUCUUUACCGCUGGAGUAUUUAACAGACAAUCAGAAAUUUUUGGUGUUCAAAGUUUGGCGCAAAUCGACCAAUACGACAAUGACACCGAACAUGCAAGUCGAUCACGUGAUCGGUUUCGCGACCGUUGAUUUGACCGUGUUGGCUGCCGGAUUGCCAAGUGUGCAAGGGUGGUUCAAUAUCAACGAUUUGUCGAAAAAAUGCAACGGACAAAUUAAUAUUCACGUGACUCCGUUGGAAAAUGUGAUAAAAUAUCGUCCGCAAGAAUGCUGCGAGGGUGAGUCUUCGAGUCCUUCACAGCCCCCCGAAGCCCCCUUCGAGCCUGGUGAGCUUCUGGGGCGCGCCCUCAAGCGAAAAUUCACCGAAUUGGACGAAAUCACACAGAGAUUAAGACUGCGCCUUUCAAAAGUCACAAACGACGAAUCAGAUACUUCGAAUGAUGAAAUCGCCGAUGAAUUUGAACGCGAUAUUAACACACUUUGUGUGGAGGAUGAUUUCGACAUGGUCGAUUUUGAGAAGGAAGCCCAGAAAUUUAACUUAAACCACACGAAAGAUUCUGAAGUCGGAUUAUUACAAACUGAUGAGAAUUUGGUCGAAAACAAGCAAAAAAUCGACCAUUUAUUGGAGAAAUUGAGCUUGAUUUCUGGCGAAAUGUCCAGUAGAUAUGUAUCAGGGUGUUCCUAUGACGCAGAAGCGAUUUUAAACGAGUUAGAUAGUGGUUCAAGGCCGAAUUUGCACUCGGGGGUUUCGUUCAAUCGGGAGAUGUCUGAAAGGUUUGGAGGUUUUGACAGUGAGAGGUCAGGACCGGAGGGAGAGGGACAAAGCAAUAUUGUUAAAAGUGAUCAACAUUUAAUAUAAAGGUCUAAAUAAUUU